AUGGCUUCGUCAUCGUCAAAUAUUAAGUGCAAAACAUGUUUGGAUGGUGUUAUUGAAUGUAAAGGUUGUAAACAAACAUUUUGCGAUGAACAUUUCACCGUGCAUAGACAAAAACUUGCCGUAGAACUUGAUCAUAUUAUCUGUGAUCAUGAUAUAUUACUAGAACAGCUAUUCGAAUCAUCACUAUCAUCGUCGGCAAAUCAGUCUUCAGAACAACCCGUUAUGGAUGCAAUUGAUCAAUGGGAGCAUGAGAUGAUCGUGAAAGUCAAACAAGCUGCUGAUGUAGCAAGACAAAAGGUUUUUCAAUUUUGUAAUAAAAUCCAUGAAAUAGUAAAAAAAGAUUUUCGGUUAAUGGCGAAUGAUAUUCGAGCGAAAAAAUUGACACAAAACUUUGCUGAAACCGAUUUACAACGAUGGAAACAACAAUUAAAACAAUUUCAUCAUCUUAUAGUCCCAGCAUCAGCUUCGAUAACUGUCUCAACAACGAAAAGUAACAAAAUUGAUUGGACAUCAUUGAUCGAAAUAGAAGAAAUUGCAGAUGUGCAGCUAACUAAAUUGCCAUUAAAAGACACAUUUGAUUUUAGUCAGUUAACUACAGUAAAACCAAGAUUAGUACUUGAUAUUCCCUUUGGGGAAUGGAGUUUGUUUGGUGUCUCAUUCAAUUCCUUUCUUCAUUAUCGACAUGAAGCACCAACCGGAAAGCUCUGGUUAAUGAAGACAAAUAGCGAUCAAACUGUAAUAAAAUGGAACAAUAAUAAAAUAACCGAUAUGUGCUGGUCAAUAUAUCUAAAUCGAUUCGUACUACUUGCGCUCACCAAAAUCUAUACCUAUGAUGAACGAACAAAUCAAAUUCAGCAAACAUCGUUAGAAUCAAAUGAUGUGGACUUUUGGAGUUGCACUUGUUAUGAUCAAACAUUAUUAAUAAGUUAUGGAGCAUGGGGAGUUCACGUAAAUGAAUUUAAAAUGGGAAAUACAUGGCAGACGGUCAAACAAUGGAAAAUAAAACCUGAUGAACUAAUAUCAGUUAUUAGAUUUUCGUCAAAUAACAAUUAUGUCGGACUAGCGGUGGAAGCUCAUAGUCGUAACUGGCACUUUGAACUGCGAAAUAGGCAAACAACAGAUGUAAUUUGGACAAUUCAAUUAGAUAAUCAUGAUAGACGACGAUUUAGAAAACGUCCUUUUGAUGCUAAGAAAUGA
This is a messenger RNA of Didymodactylos carnosus, 1197 nucleotides long. The record is from the annotation of a GenBank genome assembly. NCBI's taxonomy places the organism in Eukaryota, Metazoa, Rotifera, Eurotatoria, Philodinida, Philodinidae.